AUGGCUUCAACCCCCAUGGAUAUCGAUCGCCCCGACCGCGGCGCCGCCCCCAAUGGUGCCUCCCUCAAUAUCCAACGCACCCUCGGCGGCACCGCCUCCGUCUCGAACCUCUCCGAUGUCAUCUCUACCUUUCGUCCCACGAAGCUCUUCCGCCGCGAUGACAUCAAGGACGGCCGGCCGCCGCCUCAUAUCCUAUCAAUCGACUACGACGAUGAGGGAGAGCUUGUCAUGACCUCAGCCAACGAUGAGACCAUCCAGAUCUACAACGUGAAAGAGGGCCGCCACGACAAGAGCCUGCUUAGCAAAAAGUACGGCGUCAAGCUUGCCAAAUUCACCCACACCAACUCCAGCAUCAUCUAUGCCAGCACCAAGCAGAAUGAUGCAAUUCGCUACCUCGCCACCCAUGACAACUCCUUCAUCCGCUACUUCGAAGGCCAUGAGGGUCAUGUGACCAACCUUGCCGUCCACCCCGGCAGCGACAACUUCAUAUCCUGCUCUCAGGACAACACAGUCCGACUCUGGGACACUCAGACGAAACAUUGCCAAGGGCAGCUGUUUCUCAAGUCCCCUUACCUCGUUGCCUAUGACCCCUCUGGAACCGUCUUCGCAGUCGGCUGCCCCAGCAGCGGCACCAUCCUCCUCUACGAUGCGCGCAACUACGACAGGGCCCCUUUCGCGACGGUUGACAUUGUGGAGCAGUGCAGGAGGGUCGAUGCUCAGUGUCUUGUCAAGGGCUGGACGAAGCUCGAGUUCUCCAACGAUGGCAAGUCGUUGCUCCUCGGCACUCGAGGGGAUGGCCACUUCAUACUCGACGCCUUCGAGGGUACCUUGAAGGCAUACCUCCAUAAGCCGAGCGGCGGCACACGACGGUUGGCCGUCGGCGAGAACUCGGGCGCCGGUACCGGUUCCUCGGACUCGAGCGGUGUUGAGAGUAGCGGAGAUUGCUGCUUCGCACCCGACGGACGCUAUGUCCUCAGCGGAUCCAAGAAGGAUGUGCUGGUUUGGGACACGUUGGCAACGCCCAGCGACAAUAAGGUGUUGGAACCGUCAUGGACGCUCCCCGAUAAGAGAGAGGCAGCCGUGUUGGCGUUCAACCCCCGGUACAACUUCUUUGCUACGGCUGACCAGGAGCUGCUCUUCUGGGUACCUGACCCUCAUGCAUGA
This is a messenger RNA of Ilyonectria robusta, 1164 nucleotides long. RefSeq names its product WD40-repeat-containing domain protein. The transcript is spliced from 2 exons. The record is from RefSeq and is a predicted model, not a curated record. Bases 1 to 1164 code for a protein of 387 amino acids. NCBI's taxonomy places the organism in Eukaryota, Fungi, Ascomycota, Sordariomycetes, Hypocreales, Nectriaceae. Gene Ontology annotation, molecular function: protein binding; chromatin binding. Gene Ontology annotation, cellular component: Set1C/COMPASS complex.